Molecule: messenger RNA, 661 nt
Organism: Jaculus jaculus (lesser Egyptian jerboa)
Lineage: Eukaryota; Metazoa; Chordata; Mammalia; Rodentia; Dipodidae
Product: cytochrome c oxidase subunit 4 isoform 1, mitochondrial
Exons: 5
Coding region: 78-587 (169 amino acids)
Biological process (GO): mitochondrial electron transport, cytochrome c to oxygen
Source: RefSeq, a predicted model, not a curated record
CGGCCUCGCUCUUCCGGUCGCGGGCAGCCGGGGCGCAGAGGGCGUUCGCGGCGGUCGCCACGGGCAGCGGCUGCAGAAUGUUGGCCACCAGAGCUCUUAGCCUAAUCGGCAAGCGAGCCAUUUCCACCUCAGUGUGUGUUCGAGCACAUGGAAGUGUUGUGAAGAGUGAAGACUAUGCUCUCCCCGCCUAUGUGGAUCGGCGUGACUACCCUUUGCCUGAUGUGGCCCAUGUGAAGCAUCUGUCUGCCAGCCAGAAGGCCCUGAAGGAGAAGGAGAAGGCCGACUGGGGCAGCCUGAGUAGAGAUGAGAAAGUCGAGUUGUACCGCAUUCGGUUUAACGAGAGCUUUGCAGAGAUGAACAGGACCACCAACGAGUGGAAGACGGUUGUGGGUGUGGCCAUGUUCUUCAUUGGCUUCACUGGCCUCAUUUUGAUCUGGGAGAAGCUCUACGUGUAUGGCCCCAUCCCACACACCUUUGAUGAAGAGUGGGUAGCCAUGCAGACCAAGCGGAUGCUCGACAUGAAGUCAAACCCCAUCCAGGGCUUCUCCGCCAAGUGGGACUACGACAAGAACGAGUGGAAGAAAUGAGAGCUGGCUGCUCGGUGUAUUUACUGAAGCUCUUAUGUCCCAGUACUGAUGCUAAUAAAUGACAGUUUACGUGG